GUUUGAAGUAGAACAGUCUUUCGUAUCAGCUGACAACCAAAGCAAAACAGUCGGUGCGCGACCAUCUUGUCAAAACUCUGAGUCGGUGACAACAAAUAAAUAUUGUAAAAUGUCCUAAAUCGCUCUAAAUGACAUAACUAUCUUAUUGUAUUUAAUAAAGUAUCGUGCAUAUUUUAUGUUGGAGUUGUUUUCGAAGCAGUUACUAUAUAUUUUACUGGAUUUUUCGGGUUUGUGUUGCGUCAAAUGACGUCAUGUAUGUGAUUAUACACGUAUCGCGGCUGACGAGUUUAUAGUUUAAAAUGCACGAUCAGGAGGGUGAUGGCGAGCCAGCGCACCACGCGCGUCGCCCAAUGAAUGCGUUCCUCAUCUUCUGCAAACGUCACAGGAGCGUCGUACGCGAUAAAUAUCCUAAUCUCGAAAACAGAUCAAUAACCAAGAUCCUCGGCGAGUGGUGGGCUAACUUGGAUAAGGAAGAAAAGGCUUGUUACACAGGUCUUGCUAAACAGUACAAAGACGCCUUCUUCAGCGCCAACCCUGACUUCAAGUGGUACAAGUUGCCCGCGCCACCACUCCGCACGCUGUCCUCCCGGCCCAGAGACUCCAAUGAAAAGCCCGUUGAGUCCCCCAACAGCGACCAGCAUGACCCAGAACUGGAGAAAACCAACAACAACUCCACCAAGGUAGACUUCAACAAGAAGCCUAGGGAAGAAUCCUUUGAAGCUGAAUCUAAACCACUUUCCAUGUUCACUCCUGGAAAACUGGCUGACGAAGCCCAAAUGGGAGGUCUCAGCAGCCUCCUCGCCACUAAGACUGAUACUCAAAUUACAAAUCCCUACUACUCACCCCCUUGCUAUAAAUUCAACGCGAUCUCAACACCAAACGAAAACAGAUCUCAUAAUGUAAUAGAGAGGGCCAAAACGAAAGGUGAUGACGACAUACAAAAAUUACAGGGUGUCCUCACCGAAACCUCCAAGAUUUUCGAACAACAGCUGCAAGAAAAGAAAAGGAUAUACUACGGUAUACCCAACGACCAGUUCACCAACCAAGAUGUGAUAGACCAAAUAGUGGAUAAGAGAUACUCUAAAGACGAUGAGUACGGCUACCAGAGGAAUUGGUCGGAUGAUGAGAAGAACAUGAGGUCUGAUAGAUCGUGCAAGGGGAAGAGGUACCAGGAGUUCAUGGCUGUUGGGGGACUCAUUGUCAACAAGCGACAGAAGCGGGACUCGGACAAGCCAGACGAGAACUACAGCGCGACCUGUAGCUGGGACCCUGGCAGUCUGCGAGACGACACGAUGGAUGACGAGCCGAACAACAGCAACGAGAAGCCGGCCGACAGCGACGAUAAAACCGACUCAGCCGACAUGCCUGAACCCGACAAUAAUGCCAACAAAACAUUCAAGGCUGCCGACUUUGAUUUAGAUGCUAAAAUUAGAGCCCUGCCUUCACUUAGUCUAGAGAAAUUCCAACAAAAGAAACGUGAAAACAAGCGUAAGAAGAAGACCGUCAACUUGAAACCAAAGGCGCUGGAGUCUUCGCAGAUAGUCAACUCAGUUCCUAGGUCCAUGAUGGAGGAGCGGCGGGAGACGGCGGAGCACUGGCGGGACACCGUCAUCGGUAGCCAGAAGCGCAAGCCGCGCAAGAUCAGCAUCACGCGGCUGGAGAUCAACAGCAUGGUAUCGAGCGUAGACCUGGAGGCGCAGCAGACCAGCCCACAGAUGAAGAUCGCGACGGAAGCGCCCGCGCCUGCGCUCUGCCGCCAAUCGCCGCUGGCCGGGGACCUGCUGGCGCUGGCCACGCUGGCCGAGGUGGCCUCUAACACCUCCAAGCUGGACGACUCCGCCAUGCACUACAUGACCGCCAAAGCGAACGACUCCAACGCUUCCAUGGUAUGAGAUACCGACACAACUAGCCUUAAAAUAUUAUUCCAAAUAUUAUUUACUUUAUAAUCAGAUAAUAUUUAUAUAUAGAUCUAAUUUUACAUUGUACGCAUAAAAAUUAAUAUUAUUGUACACUUUUAACUGUAGUUUUUAUAACGUAGCGUAUAGAAAUAUUUAUAUUGAAAAUAGAAAAAAGAAAGUAUAUAUGUAUACUUACGUUAGUUUAAAACGUCGUUUAGGCUGCUAAAUACUGCUUUGUUUAGGACUAGAAAAAGUAAGAGUGAUAGAUGUAUGUCCAGACGAAUAACAACAAAGCAUAAUGAUUUAUAUUAUAGUAAGAACAGAUACAAAUACAUUACAAUUAUGAUAUCUUAAGGUGUUAUCGUCUUGUCGCGGGAUUCGACGCCGCCAUUUCAUCACAUCAACGGUUAUAAAAUGCCAAACAAAUAAGUCAUUUUAAGAUAAUUGUAAACCUCAUUAUGUGUAAACUUAGGUUAUUUGAAUCGCCUUAAUAUUUUAGAGUUUUAAAAGAAGAUACUAAGACACCACAUGCAUAGACUGCAUCGCAUUUUUAAGGUGACUUAUUUCUCGUUUUAUUGCAAACGUGCAAUGGUUUAUCAUUUAUAUUUAAUAUUUAUAUUAUACAUUAGUGGCUGUAGUCACGUGUUUUUGUAAAAAGCGAAUUUAUCACAACAACCAUGGCAACUGGUGGAAGGAAGUGGGAUGAACGAAAGGCUGGAAAUGCGUGUGUUGCCUUAAAAUUGAAUUGUAUACAAUAUGGUGUAUCUGUAAUGUAUUACUUGUACUCGUUUAGAUCUGUGGAGUAUGGGAUUACAUGAUCAAAUCUAGAUAUGACUCAAUGUGCAAAAAACACGCUAAUUGUGAGCGCCUUAUUUGCAGUUUUCUCACUUUGUAUUACGCGAUGUGUGUAAACAACAACUUGCUUAGUACGAUUAAAAUUAACAAAUGAAUACAUUCAUUGACCGCGCUUUGAGUAUUGUUAAAUUUCAGUACCUAAACAAUUUCCAGCCUAAGAUUGGGAGUUUUGUUAAAAUUCUAGUAGAAACCUACUAUGUAGUACCCGUGCAAUCCUUUGUACAUAUUGUUAUUGAAUGUUUAUUUUAUUGUUAUAGUCAUACUCUAACAAAGAUCCCAAUCUAAAAAUUAUAUAUUAAAAAAUAAAGAUUUUUAUCAAUCUUUUUUGAAAGUUGUAUACUUUCACAAGGUAUAGAAACAAAUGCGGUAUGAGAAAAUCUAUUGUAAGGAAACGUGAUGCUAUUUAUAAAGAUAUGGAGCAAUUGGCGAAAGAGGUAGAGAUUGUAAUUUUUAUAGUUGCCAGAUGAGGCCUCAAAGUACCGGCCGUAUCGCGCGAGUCAAACUCGCAAAAAUUUUCUUUGUGAUAAAAAAAAACUUUGACUAGUGCUGUUAGUUUUAACUUAAAAAUAUAUCACCAUUGUUUCAUAAUUAUUAUUUAUCGAUCUUCAUGAAAAACAUUUUAAAAAUCGAAAAAAAAA
Messenger RNA from Spodoptera exigua (beet armyworm), 3391 nucleotides. NCBI's taxonomy places the organism in Eukaryota, Metazoa, Arthropoda, Insecta, Lepidoptera, Noctuidae. The record is from the annotation of a GenBank genome assembly.